Condylostylus longicornis is the source of this 1086-nucleotide messenger RNA. RefSeq names its product proteasome inhibitor PI31 subunit (gene PI31). Gene Ontology annotation, molecular function: proteasome binding; endopeptidase inhibitor activity. The transcript has a single exon. The record is from RefSeq and is a predicted model, not a curated record. Gene Ontology annotation, biological process: proteasome-mediated ubiquitin-dependent protein catabolic process. Bases 145 to 969 code for a protein of 274 amino acids. Lineage: Eukaryota; Metazoa; Arthropoda; Insecta; Diptera; Dolichopodidae.
UAUUUGAAUAAACAAAACAAAAGUUAAAAGUCAUUGAAAUUGCAUAUGAAAUUGAAAUUUUAUUAAAAAAGAGUUGUCGAAAUUUUUUUAAGAAAAACACCUUUUGGUAAUAAUCAAUUUUAUAUGAAAAAUAAAUAAACAGACAUGUCAUCUCAAGGAUUUUUUGGUUGGGAUUUACUAUAUAGAACUAUACAAUCUGACAUUAAAUCUGAAGCAGAUGUUAUCGUAGCUAUUAUACAUUGGUAUCUUACAAAAAAUGAAUCUUUCAAAUGUUUAGGAAUAGGAGAUGAUAAAACUCUAAGCACAGAUGAUGAAGGAUCUGAGCUUUUACCAGUUGGAUGGAAUGAAAAUGAAAAUUCGUUUGCUUUAAGAUAUGUUUUUAAUAAAGAAUUAUUUAUCCUUCUGGGUGCUUUGACUGAAGGUUUACUUGUAGUAAACUUAUUAAAUGUGGAUACCAAAAAAGCUUCUAAUUUAUCGGUUAGUACUAGUGAAACGGUUAAAAGUUUGGAUGGAAAUAUUAAAACAAUGAUUCCGGAAAUAUCAGAGCUAACAGAUCGAAUAAAAAAUGAAUUAGUUAAUCCAGUUUUUUCAGGUGCGACAACUGAACAAACAACUCAAACUUCACCAAACAAUUCAAGAAGAUCAUCAAAUAGUCGUAUUCCUGAAUCGGGAAUACUUCCACAUCGAGGUAUUCAAGGUCGUAUGCCAGGAAUAGAUCCAUUACGUGAUAUUGGUAGAGGUGAUUUGGACCCUCUUAAUAGGGGUGGUGGUGGAAUGUUGUUUCCAGGACCAGGUAUCCCAGGAUGUCCUUUAGGAAAUAUGCCUCCGUUUCCAGGAGGUAGAAUGGGAUUUAUACCACCUCCACCGGGUGCCAGAUUUGAUCCAUUUGGACCACCAGGAGCAGGAAAUCCUAAUCCAAAUCCUGAUCAUUUUAGGCCACCGCCAGAUUUCGACGACAUGUAUAUGUAAUAUACAUGAAAUAUCUCACGAUUUGAAAUAUCUAAGUACCAAAAUUUAAUAUUUUAUAAUCUGUAUUUAAUAGAAUCGAAAAAAUAUUUUAAUAAAAAUAUGUUUUCAAAAUAAGAA